AAGACGGUUAAUUCACGAUUCGGACAUCGCUUAAGGACAAUGGAGUCGGAUACACCGGAGUCAAAUCGAGUAGAGAUCCUUCUAUCGCAAAUAUGUCACAGUCGGAUUACUCAGAGUUAUGAAACGGAUGACUGGAUGAACAUCAGUGUUAUAUGACCGCAGUGCGCUGUUUUCUGAUGACCAGCUCGCGCUUUCAACUGUCAUUAGGAGAAGUUCCUUGUUGUAAAGACCUAACGUUACUGCUGCUUCGACUCCUGAGUUUCCCCCUGAACAAUAAGGGCUCCAUGUGAUUUUUAUGGCACUGAACAUUUCAGGAGCUCCUCAUACAAUGUCUGAAGUCAGUAUUGGACGGAAAAAAGAAAAGUGUGAGAAUUGCACUAAACAGUGCAACAAGAAACAGAGUGAGGAAGGUAUAAACUCACUACAGGAGAAAGGUGUUGCCACUGGAGAGGUGAAAGAGUCUACCUCAGUUCAGCAGGUGUUGUUGAGCGCGUGUCUGUCCUGUGACGGCUGCGUAUCAGAGGACGAAGGCCAGAGAAUCUCUCAGCAAAAUCUGGAAGAGAUCAACCAUGUGCUUGCCCUCAAUAAGAAAUGUGACACUUCGAAGCACAAAAUUCUUGUGGUGUCUGUGUGUCCCCAGUCGCUGCCUUUUUUUGCUAUUCAAUUUCAGCUGGAUGUUCCAGCAGCUGCAAAGAAACUCUGUGGCUUCCUGAAGAGAGUGGGGGUACAUUAUGUCUUUGACACUACAGUAGCUGCAAGUUUUAGCAUUUUGGAAAGCCAGAGAGAGUUUGUUCAGCGUUACCGUCGCAAACAUCAUGAUUCUAAUGCCAUGCCGAUGUUCACAUCCUCUUGUCCAGGAUGGAUUCGCUAUGCAGAGCGUGUUCUUGGGAGCCUGGUCACUCCACACAUCUGUACCGCCAAAUCACCUCAACAGAUCAUGGGCUCCUUGGUCAAAGACUUUUUUGCCAGACAACAGAAGCUGACCCCAGAUCAGAUUUUCCAUGUGGUGGUGGCUCCCUGCUUUGAUAAGAAGCUUGAAGCUGUAAGAGAGGAAUUCUACAAAAGCAUCCUAGAGACCAGAGAUGUCGACUGUGUCCUUACGUCAGGAGAGAUUCUCCACUUAAUGGAGCAAAGCAAAGUUACUGUAGAGGAAGUGGACUCUGCUCCUUUGGAUCAUGUAUUUGGUGAGACCGCUGACCCAGAUAUGACCAGACAUGAAGGUCGUGGAUCCGAAGGCUUCCUGGAGCAUAUUUUCAAACAUGCAGCCAAAGAGCUGUUUGGGCUAGACGUCCAAGAGAUUGUGUACAAGACACUCAGGAAUCGAGACUUCCAGGAGGUGGCACUAGAGCGUGAUGGAGAGACUCUGCUGCAGUUUGCUGCAGUUUAUGGCUUCCGGAACAUUCAGACUUUAGUGCACAGAAUGAGAAACGGGAAAGUGCCUUACCAGCUUGUAGAGGUGCUCUCCUGCCCUGGAGGCUGUUUAAGCGGGCGAGGACAAGCUGAGGGAGAGGGAGGUCGUCCUGACCGAACAUUGGUCCAGCAAAUGGAAGAGCACUAUAGCAGCUUACCUGUCCGUCUACCUGCCAACAACCCAGAGGUCCAGCGCCUCUACCAGGACUGGCUGGACGGCCACGACUCCCCACAUGCACAGCAGUGCCUCCACACUCAGUACAAGAACAGCACGCAGCCGCCCUCUCAGAUACUCAAUUCUGAUAUUCAGUGGUGAUCUGAAGUCACUGAUGCGUUACCGUAUAUCAGAAACCAAAUCUGGCAUUAAAAGCACCAAUCAAGACUGUUUGAUGCCAUCUUGGGAUCACACGGACUGCAAUGUGUAUGCAGUAAAAGAAAAGUUGAACAGAGGAAACAGGCCUCCUGUUCUUUCCAGUGAAUCAGAUUCUGCUUUACUAAUGCGAAAAUUUGCAUUCGUUAACUAGUUUUCUGGAACAUUCACUCACAUUACACCUAAUGAUGUCAUGCAUGGUUGGGCAACCAGCCAUCACAUAAAAGUGUUAUUAAAAUAACAAUAACAAGGCAAAAAUCUCUGGUUAUUAUUGAUAUUAAUUACUGGACCCUGUUCAUACGGAUUGUAAGAAAUAUUGAUGGCAUUGAAAGUGUGAAACUAAUACAUACUGGCACAGUGAAUUAAAGAAUGGGACUCCUUGCUGGCUGAGGCUAUUUAAACCAGCUCCUCCCACAAACAUGUUAUAAGGAUCUACCUUUUACCAAAAAAAAAAUUCUCCUUUUUCAAAUCUCAUAUCACACCAGAAAGGCAUUUAUUUUCAUUAACAAUUAAGGAAAAAAAAAAUAAGUUGAAGAUAAAGUAUCGGGUAGGGUUAGGGUAGGUGUAGUCCCAAUAAGUAGUUCCUUUAUUGUCCCACUAAGGUGCCAUCCAUUUAAUAAUUAUAAUACAAAUUAUAAUUUACACUCAACUGCAUUAUUAUUGCAUACGGUUUUACGAUGUACUAUAAUACUGAGGUGCAGAUAAUUGGCACUAUUUGCAAUAAGUAGUAUAAAUAGCAGAAAAUCCUGCUGUUUUAACAGUUAAUAAAUUUAUAGCUAUCUGCACUUAGUGUAAAAUCAUAGCACUAAAAAGGCUGCUGUUUUCACACACAGUGUAAAUAGCAUCCAUCACUAUUUGCACUUCCUUAAAGAAUACCACAACCAUCAAUUAAAGCUUCCUCUUUUUUUUGUUCUUUUUUUUUUUAAGUCCAGUAAUUUUAACAAACCUGCCAGUGGUUGUCAUCUUGCUCCGAUGCAUUAAGAAAUUAGUUGUUAGAACCAUGCACUGACAAACUCUACUAUAUUCUAGUGUGUCUGUACAUACCCUGUGAUUCUCACUUAUUUAAUUAAAUAUAUUUUGACUAAUUUAA
Carassius gibelio (silver crucian carp) is the source of this 2870-nucleotide messenger RNA. It is a transcript of the gene narf, whose product is annotated as nuclear prelamin A recognition factor. Gene Ontology annotation, molecular function: lamin binding. Gene Ontology annotation, cellular component: lamin filament. Lineage: Eukaryota; Metazoa; Chordata; Actinopteri; Cypriniformes; Cyprinidae. The record is from RefSeq and is a predicted model, not a curated record. The transcript is spliced from 12 exons. The coding region runs from base 296 to 1726 and encodes 476 amino acids.